Messenger RNA from Jaculus jaculus (lesser Egyptian jerboa), 2883 nucleotides. It is a transcript of the gene Ttc27, whose product is annotated as tetratricopeptide repeat domain 27. The transcript is spliced from 20 exons. Bases 152 to 2683 code for a protein of 843 amino acids. The record is from RefSeq and is a predicted model, not a curated record. Gene Ontology annotation, molecular function: protein binding. Lineage: Eukaryota; Metazoa; Chordata; Mammalia; Rodentia; Dipodidae.
GCCCCGCGCAGCUGUCAUGGCCGCUUCCACGAGCGGGUGAGCCCACAUGGUGCACUAGCACGGUGAGCAUCUGUAUGCUCUCUGUCGCCCCUGGGCUUCUGCGACUUUGCACGCUGCUGGGAGACGGAUACGGCCGGAGGAGCUGACGGGGAUGUGGAGCCCGGAGCCGGCUGUGCUGAGGGGCUUCGCCGCCGAGGCGGAGCGGCAGCAGUGGAAGCAGGAGGGGCCGUGCGGCGCAGAUACUGGAUCAUUCCUACAGUUGCUCUUGGAAGGGAGCUAUGAGGCUAUGUUCUUACAUUCAGUGACACAUCGUAUUUUCAGUUCAACAACGAUGGCUGAAGAAAAGAUUCACAGCUACCUCGAAAAGCAGAUAGUAACAUUUCUGGAUGGUUCGGUUGAUUUAGAAGAAGUGGAAAGACAACAGCUGAUUUUCCUGCUUGGUGUGAGCAGUUUGCAGCUUUUUGUUCAGAGUAAUUGGACCGGGCCUCUUGUGGACUUGCACCCUCAGGAUUUCCUGCCACCUGUUUUGUUCCAGCAGUUCAGUGAGAUCAAAAGACUGGAUACAGCUGUCCUGAGCCUGCUUGUUCUAGAUGGUGAAUCCAUCUACAGCCUGACCUCGAAGCCUAUCCUACUGUUGCUGGCACGCAUUAUCUUAGUGAAUGUUCGGCACAAACUGGCAGCUGUCCAGAGCCUUCCAUGGUGGACAUUGAGAUAUGUGAAUAUCCAUCAGCAAUUGCUUGAGGAACGUUCACCUCAGCUGUUUUCUCUUGCUGAAAAAUGUAUUGAUCAAGUGGGGAAGCUAGAGAGCCUGUUUGAAGGCGACUCCGGUCGGCUGUUGAGAAUUCAGUUCCAUCUGGAAUGUGCACAUGUGUUUUUACAUUACUAUGAGUACAGAAAAGCAAAAGAUCAGUUCAGUAUUGCUAAAGACUUCAGUCAAUUGCAAAUUGAUUUGACAGGUGCUUUGGGAAAAAGGACACGAUUCCAGGAAAAGUAUGUGGCACAACUAAUUCUGGAUGUCAAAAAAGAAGAGGAUGCCAUUUCCUGUAGUGAGUUCAGCCCAGCACCCACCCCCCAGGAAUAUUUAACCAAGAAUCUUGAGCUCAAUGAUGAUACUGUUCUGAAUGAAAUAAAGUUAGCAGACUGUGAACAGAUUCAGAUGCCUGACCUGUGUGCUGAAGAGCUUGCUGUCGUCCUGGGAGUCUGCACAGAUUUCCAGAAGAAUAACCCAGUUCAUAAACUAACUGAAGAAGAGUUGCUGGCGUUUGCAUCAUGUUUGCUCUCACAACCAAAGUUCUGGGCCAUUCAGACCUCAGCCUUGAUUCUCCGGACAAAACUCGAGCGAGGAAGCACACGGCGAGUGGAACGGGCGCUGAGGCAGACGCAGGCUCUUGCAGAUCAGUUUGAAGAUAAAACGACACCUGCCCUGGAGCGCCUGAAGAUUUUCUACUGCUGUCAGGUGCCGCCUCACUGGGCCAUUCAGCGCCAACUUGCAACUUUGCUCUUUGAGUUGGGAUGCACCAGUUCAGCCCUUCAGAUAUUUGAGAAGCUAGAAAUGUGGGAAGACGUGGUCAUCUGCUACGAAAGGGCCGGGCAGCAUGGGAAGGCAGAAGAAAUCCUUAGGCAGGAGCUGGAGAAAAGAGAAACACCAAGUUUAUAUUGCUUGCUCGGAGACGUCCUGCGAGACCACUCCUGCUACGACAAGGCCUGGGCGCUGUCGCGGCAUCGCAGUGCUCGUGCCCAGCGCUCCAAAGCCCUCCUUCACCUGCGCAACAAGGAGUUCCAGGAAUGCGUGGCAUGCUUUGAGCGCUCCGUGAAGAUUAAUCCCAUGCAGCUUGGAGUCUGGUUUUCUCUGGGCUGUGCCUACUUGGCCUUGGAAGACUACGCGGGCUCAGCAAAGGCGUUUCAGCGUUGUGUGACUCUAGAACCUGAUAAUGCCGAGGCUUGGAACAAUUUAUCAACUUCUUAUAUUCGAUUAAAACAAAAAGUUAAAGCGUUCAGGACUUUACAGGAAGCUCUCAAGUGUAACUAUGAGCACUGGCAGAUCUGGGAAAACUACAUCCUCACCAGCACCGACGUAGGGGAGUUCUCAGAAGCUAUUAAAGCUUACCACCGGCUCUUGGAUUUACGAGACCAAUACAAAGAUGUUCAGGUCCUUAAGAUUCUGGUCAGGGCAGUGGUUAAUGGGGUGACGGAUCGAAGUGGAGGUGUCGCCUCUGGCCUCAGAGGAAAGCUGCAGGAGUUGUUUGGGAGAGUGACAUCCCGAGUGACCAACGAUGGAGAGAUCUGGAGGCUGUAUGCCCAGGUGCACGGGGACGGGCAGAGUGAAAAGCCUGAGGAAAAUGAGAAGGCAUUCCAGUAUCUCUCGAAGGCAUACAAGUGUGACACACAGUCCAGUUGUUGGGAGAAAGAUAUUACAUCAUUUAAGGAAGUUGUUCAAAGAGCCUUAGGACUUGCACAUGUGGCUAUAAAGUGCAGUGAAAACAAAACCAAUCCCCAAGAAGCCGUCCAAGUGCUCUCGUCAGUCCGCCUCAACUUACGGGGCUUGUUAUCUAAAGCAAAGCAAAAUUUUGCAGAUGUGGCCAGUGGAGCGAUCUCCGCAGAGUUGGCAGAGGAGAUGGCAGCUAUGGACUCUGUGGUAGGAGAGCUGCAAGACCUGAGCAACCAGUUUAGAAAUCAGUACUGACCUCUGGAGGCAGUUUCUGGAAAAGGAGCUUCCUCCUUCCUGGACGUCUGUGAGGCCUGUAUGCAUGAAACACAGGAUAUUGGUUUUAAAAAUAAAUUUGGGCUGGAGAGAUGGCUUAGCAGUUAAGGCCCUUGCCUGCGAAACCUAGGGACCCAUGUUCAGUCUCUCUCCAGAUCCCAUGUAAGCCAGACGCACAAAGG